Fraxinus pennsylvanica is the source of this 2520-nucleotide messenger RNA. The record is from the annotation of a GenBank genome assembly. Lineage: Eukaryota; Viridiplantae; Streptophyta; Magnoliopsida; Lamiales; Oleaceae.
AUGGAUGAUCAAAUUCAGUUGUUGACUCAAUUGAGCAACGACCCACCAGAGAUUAUCCAAUUUCAUCUUGAAGGAGAAGCUGAUUGGAGUUGGGAUUCAUAUAAGAAGAAAGAAAAAUGGAAGCAGGAUUCAUGGCUAAGAACCCACAAAUUCUUAUGUGUAUUUCUGCUUCUGUUUUUCAGUUUUGGACUUGUUUCAGGCAAGAAAUGGGAUGGGGUCAUUGUAACGCAAGCGGAUUAUCAAGCUCUCAGGGCCUUGAAACACGAAUUUGUUGAUUCGAGAGGGGUCUUGAGGAGCUGGAAUGACAGUGGUAUUGGGGCUUGUUCUGGUGGGUGGAUUGGAAUAAAGUGUGUUAAUGGCCAGGUUAUUGCUAUCCAGCUCCCAUGGAAGGGAUUGAGUGGCCGAAUCUCGGAGAAAAUCAGCCAGCUUCAGGCUCUUCGCAAAAUUAGCCUCCACGACAAUGUUCUAGUCGGCCCUGUUCCUACAUCUCUGGGGUUCCUUCCAAACCUCCGGGGAGUAUAUCUUUUCAAUAACCGGCUUUCAGGCUCAAUCCCUCCAUCAAUUGGUAACUGCCCACUUCUUCAGACUCUUGAUGUUAGUAAUAAUCAACUUAAUGGAAUGAUUCCUCCCAGUCUAGCGAAUUCCACCAGGUUAUAUAGACUCAAUCUGAGCUUCAAUUCUAUUUCAGGGCCUAUCCCUUUAAGCCUUUCUCAGUCUCCCUCUCUUAUUUUUCUUGCUCUUCAACACAAUAAUCUUUCAGGCUCAAUUCCUAAUACUUGGGGUACCAAAUCAGUAAACCAUUCUUAUCAACUCCACUCUCUGACUCUAGAUCAUAACCUUCUUUCUGGGAAAAUUCCAGCUUCUCUUAGCAAACUGGGGUUACUUGAAGAUAUUAAUCUGAGUCAUAACCAAAUUGAUGGGGCCAUACCUAAUGAAUUCGGUAGCCUCUCUUCUCUGGUAACCUUAAAUCUUGAAAACAACCAACUCGAUAACCAAAUUCCAGAUUCCGUUGGGAAAUUAAGAAAUCUCUCCGUUCUGAACUUAAGCAACAACCAGUUCAAAGGCCAUAUUCCAGAUACUAUUGGGAAUAUCUCUGGUAUCACCUUCCUCGAUUUAUCAGAAAACCAUCUCACUGGGGAAAUUCCCAAUUCCCUUGUAAAUCUAUCAAAUCUUGCUUCUUUUGACGUUUCAUAUAAUAAUCUCUCCGGUGUUGUUCCAUCUGUUUUGGCGAGGAAGUUCAAUUCAAGCUCUUUUAUGGGUAAUAUUCAGCUGUGUGGAUACAGUAGCUCAACUCCAUGUGCUUCUCCCCCACCGGAAAAUCUUCCUUCCCCUUCAAAAGCGGCACCAAAGAAUCACCAUCGAAAACUGAGUACGAAGGACAUAAUUCUCAUAGCAGCCGGAGCCCUUCUAGUUGUUCUACUAAUUCUAUGCUGUGUAUUGCUAUGUUGCUUGAUCAGAAAAAGAGCAGCUUCAAAAACUAAAGAUGGUAAAAAGGGGCUGGCUUCCAUAGGUCAAGGUGCAAAGCCAGUUCCGGGUGCAGAAAGGGAAGUUGAAUCCGGCGGUGAAGCUGGAGGAAAACUAGUCCACUUUGAUGGUCCAUUUGUCUUUACAGCUGACGAUUUAUUAUGUGCAACUGCAGAAAUAAUGGGAAAGAGCAGUUAUGGGACCGCGUACAAAGCAACAUUGGAGGAUGGUAAUCAAGUUGCUGUGAAGAGGCUAAGGGAGAAGAUGACAAAAGCACAGAAAGAGUUUGAAAUCGAUGUUGCAGAACUUGGAAAGGUUCGACAUCCGAAUAUCUUGGCCCUUAGAGCUUAUUACAUGGGACCUAAAGGAGAGAAGCUUCUCGUCUAUGAUUAUAUGUCGAAUGGCAGUCUCUCAACCUUCCUUCAUGCAAGAGGACCGGAAACGAGCAUUCCCUGGCCAACAAGAUUGACCAUAGCUAUUGGUAUAACCAGAGGACUCUGCUACCUUCACACCGAAGACAAUAUAAAACAUGGGAGUCUUGCAUCGAGCAACGUACAACUUGACGAGCACAACAAUCCCAAAAUAGCAGAUUUUGGCCUAUAUCGACUGAUGACAACUGCUGCAAACACCAACAUGAUUGCGACUGCAGGGACGAUGGGAUAUUGUGCACCAGAGCUUUCGAAACUCAAGAAUGCAAGCACCAAGACUGAUGUCUACAGCCUUGGAGUAGUCAUAUUGGAGCUCUUAACAGGAAAAUCACCCAGUGAGGCGACUGAUGGCCUCGACCUGCCCCAAUGGGUGGCAUCUAUUGUGAAAGAGGAGUGGACUAAUGAAGUUUUUGAUGUGGAGCUUAUCCGGGAUGAAUCCAACAAUGGUGAUGAAUUGCUAAAUACAUUAAAAUUAGCUCUGCAUUGUGUCGACCCUUCUCCAUCAGCGCGGCCUGAAGCUCGGGAAGUUCUUCAGAAACUGGAGGAGAUAAGGCCGGAGCUGGCAGCGAGCACAGCAGAAAGCUCUGGUGAUGCUGGUGCUGGUGCGUUUGCCGGAAAAACUGAAUGA